Messenger RNA from Exophiala dermatitidis NIH/UT8656, 3637 nucleotides. RefSeq lists its product as uncharacterized. The record is from RefSeq and is a predicted model, not a curated record. NCBI's taxonomy places the organism in Eukaryota, Fungi, Ascomycota, Eurotiomycetes, Chaetothyriales, Herpotrichiellaceae. Bases 271 to 3156 code for a protein of 961 amino acids. The transcript has a single exon.
ACAGGCUUAAAGCAAAAAGAUUCCCCAUACAUAACACCAACUCGAUCCUCUUCGAAAGCUUGUGCCGGCUGUACCUAUCUAUGCAGAUAGCAAUAAUGAAGAAGUACCACACCAGUGUCGGAGAUUGACUCUGGGCCCUGGCUACCAGGUAGCUAUUCCUCACCAUCAACAAGCGAACGGUGCUAGCAAGGGUGCCCCGUGAAAUCGGGCUGCGCUCAGAUGAUAAUCGGCGGCCGCCCCAAACACAUUGGCAUGGACUGCUGCUAAAGCAUGGACUGCUCGUUGCACGACACGUCGACCUCUGCGCCCUCAGACCGCGUCCUCACCAGCAACUCUACCGUCACCGCCCUUCCUAAUGAUUCUUCACACUCCCACGUCCCAUCCAUCGAGCACAACUAUGAUUGUGUCAGUGACGCCGAGUCCUCACGACAUCUCGACCCGCAUUGUUAUUCAUCAGUCCGCAUACGGAGGACCGUCGACGUCAACGAUGACAACCUGACAGCUCGUCCGCAACUCCGCAAGAAGCCAAAAUUAACAUCCAGGAGAUCUGAGGCUGAACCGCAGAGUCUUCCUGGUACAUUCGACCCUGGAAUGAGCACGUUGGUAGGCGUACCGAACAUUUCUAGCGGCCCUCCUCUCCACCACCUCUCUCACGAAAGCCCCGAUAAUAUCACCAACAACCUGCGAUCCUCUUCCUCCACCGCCAUCGCGCAGCAACCUCGCCCUUCACUACAGCGAACCAACUCUCAACCCCAGCAAAGAUCUCCCGCACACAAAAGACCGCCAGCGUCGCACAGUAGCUACGGGGUCGAGACGACCUGCGGACCCCCUCCUUCAUACAGUACUCAACGCACUCUGUCACAGGAUAGGGUUUGGACUGUCGGGCGCAAUCCAGAAUUGAGGAUCACGAACGCCGCCCCACGACAGCUGUCGCCUACUAAGGCAAGCGAGUCUGCAACAGAUCCUGAACUCUUCUUGUCAUACCAAGAGGUGGCACCGUCAAGGCAGGACAAUACAACUCCUUCGAGUACGGCGUCCUCGAGAGGCGAGACGAACUUAAAAGGAGAAUCUAGCCCAGAGACGACAGAAACUGCAGAGACACGGAGCCUACUGACGCCCGAUUCCUCUACAAUGAGCAAAGCUCUAGAACCAGCAACUGAGGCUGGAGAAGGCAACGAGCACGACACCGCAGAUCUACAGGGGCUCCAACCGCCCUCCGCCGAUGAAGGCAGUAAAGCAUCGAGUAGUGAGGACCGAAAAAGUGAGGACUUGUUCCUGAAUAUUGCUAAGGCAGACGCGUCUCGGGCGGACCAGUUGCAGUCCCGGGCAGACAGACGACGGUCGAGAAUAUCCCUUCCAUUCUUCAACACCAGUCGGCCGUCCACCGGAUACAAGGCAUCGCCGGAUCCAGAAAGGUUUGAUACUGCCAGUGUUUCGGGCCGGACGGAAGCCUUGAGUUAUUAUAGCAAACGAGCGUCCCUUGGACAACAUGUGCCAGGGGCGUUGUCACGGACAUACACGCAAAGACACCCGGAGCGAAGCGAUGCAUUCGAGGCGCAGCAGCAGACACACAGCAGCCAUGGUGGCCAGGUUUCCAGCCGACCUGUAUCCAGGCGUUAUUCGAAUGCCAAUACCAAUAUCAACCCAGACUCUGGACGUCACCUUGAACGGCCGGGUACUGCUCGCAACAGUCGCUUGGUUUCAGACUCGACGUUCACCGAUCGCACCAAGCUGGUAGAUCACAAUGCUACCGAGUCAACUAUAUCCACCACAGCCCCGUCAACGGUAUGGGACGAGUUGGAUGAUCUGAAGUCCAGGAUCCGAAAGCUGGAGCUGACGGGCAAACUGCCUCCAUCCUCGGCCGCAGCGAUGAACAACACCGAUCGGCCCAAGACGGCCACGACGGCUGCAACCACGAUGUCUUCAAGUCCGAAACAGAAAACAGCAGUCACGUUGCAGUCUGCUAUCGAAGGAAUUCCAUCGACGGUGCACCCGAACCUUCAUGAAGCUCUUGGCAAUGCUAAAGCGGUAGUUAGCAAUGACGUCUAUCAGAAACUACAGGCGACCGCGCAGGAUGCUCUCCAGCUGUCUAUGAUGAUGAACCUUGAAGGAUAUUCAGGCGCCGGUAGCACGGUCGGCGUGUCAUCCGUCUCUGAACGCCAAAUCCGGCGUAGGACUGAGAGCAUGUGCAGAAGCCUGACUGAGCUGGCCAUCGCAAUUCUCGCAGACAGCAAGUCGGCGCAGCAACCUGCCACAAGACCUGUCAGCAGAGAUUUACAUGCGGGCUCUACACUUGCAAGUCUCCGAGGGCGACGGUACAGUAACGAACCUGCCGAACGACCUCCCGUCACUUCAAGGGUGCAGUCUCGACUCGACGGUCGACGAACCAGCAUCGGGGUCGGGAGCCCCUUGAACCCGCAGACAGGCACGCCAGAGUCGAUAUUCCAUACACCGCCUACAGGGUUACCGCAGCUUUCCGCCAGUUCGUCCAGAGCGCGUCGGACGUCCUCUCUGAUUCGCAGCAGAAGAACACCGGGCUAUCUCGAAGGCAACACUGACGACGAAGAGAGCAGUCCUUCGGUGCGACCUGUGAGUCGGGCCAUGACCGAAGUGGGCGCAUACCGACAUGCGGCGAGGGAUCGAGCUGCAUAUUCCAGAGAGUACACGGCGCAACACCCUAUGCCUUUAUCGGUCGAAGCGAAUCAUGCGACGACAGCGCGGAGCUCCAUGCCCUCCAAUUUGGUCUCCCGACGCAAGUAUGCAUCCCCCGCGAGCAGCGUUCCAACGCAGGAACCAAACAACCCUCUUACGCCCAAGGAGCCGUGGGGUCGGAUAUCAGUUGUUUCAGGCGCCGCAAUGUCGAGCCCGAUCGAUCCAGCGACCCCAGACGGCCAUGGCCAGGUAGGCGUUCGAAGUGCAUCAAACUCACGAAGGAGUCUUGGAUUCGCGAGCAGGAUCUCCAGCGUCAGCAGUCGACUUCGGGCUGCCAAGGCUGAGAGGAACCAGAGCACUAACGGUGUCGAGGCUGUGAACGGAGUCGCGGGAGUCGGUGCACGAGGGAUUGCGCCAUUGGAACGGCAAUCGAGCAAUUAUUCCAGUAAUACGACGACAUCCAUCUUGGAAAGACACAAUUCAGGUCCGAGUGUUGCCAGUUAGUGGAAUUGGAACUGGAGCUGGAGCACUACUGGCGGGUGAGGCAACAACUUUGAUCGAGGCGUGAACGGGUCACGACAUCCUACCCCAGAUUUGUAUCAUACUACUACUGUACCAUUCGGAGAUUUCGUUUCCUGUACUACCACCAUCCAUCGUCAUACUUGCGCCUUAUCGCGAGAAAAGAGGCACAGAGCACGAGACAGGUCAGACGAGCGAGCGAGCGAGCAUUGCGACAGAGGACCAUAGGGCUGAUAGAACCAGUGUGCCAGCGUGUCGAACAUGAGUCAAGCUGCCAGAGCAGUGGGCCACAGACUACUCUUCUUUGUAUAACAAUCUUAGUAAUCAUUAGAGGGCAAGCAUCCCUGCAUGAUCUGCAAGCUGUGUGGCACCAUACAAUGUGGGGAUCCAAGUUUCUGACAGAAACCUUUGCGGGUGUUUCUCCUUUUGUCUUAGGAAACAGCAACCUUUGGAAUUGUUGCUCCAG